CGCCCGUGAGCCCUGUGCUCCCAGCCCGCGGGGCGUGCUCGCCGUGAGUCGCGCGGUCAGCGGCCCCCGUGCGGUGGGUGUCCAGGCUCCGCGUGGCGGCAGCUGGGUGGCUGGCUGCCCCCUGACCCCGCCGGGCUCCCCUGAGCGUCUGGGGCUCCUGAGAAGCGUGGCAAGGCCCCGGACCCGCGGAGGUUCGCUGUGGAGUGCGGAGGCAGCCCGGUGUGCGGCAGCGAUGGGCGCGGGGGUGCUGCCUCCAAGUGAUGCGGAGAACCGGGCUCUCUAUUUCAGGAUUGGGAACCCAUGCCACACUCACCUGCUCAACUGAGGAAUUACCAUGGUAAUACACGUCUUAUUUAAGUAUAAGAGAUACCGAGGCUCUCGCCAGCCAGGUAAAGGGAAACAAGGAAAAGGCCCGGACAAAUCUCGCGGGAAGAAACAGAAGAAACCGGAAGUGGACAUUCUCAGCCCAGCUGCCAUGCUGAACCUCUACUACAUCGCCCACAACGUUGCCGACUGCCUGCACCUGCGAGGCUUCCGUUGGCCCGGUGCUCCCAAAUCAAAGGGGAAAAACAAGACUUAAUGGCGUUCCACAGAGAGCAGAACUUGGGGAAGAGAAAUCGGGAAAAUACAACUACUGGAAGCAAAAUAGACUUUACUGAAGACAACUUGAGACGCAAGCUAAGUGUGCUUUUCUAUGGUAGUUAAUGAUAAAGAAGUGCAUUUGACUUCCCAGCUAAAUGCAGCUACAGGAAGCCAAUUUGGUUUUUCAGAAGAAGUUAAGGGGGAAAAAAGUCCGAGUAGUUCCUACUCAGGAAUUGCGUGGUGGAAUUGAUAGGAUUUUUCAAAUUAUAAUUCUGGGUCAGAAUUAAACCUGUUCUCAAAAGGCA
Herpailurus yagouaroundi (jaguarundi) is the source of this 887-nucleotide messenger RNA. RefSeq names its product small lysine rich protein 1 (gene SMKR1). NCBI's taxonomy places the organism in Eukaryota, Metazoa, Chordata, Mammalia, Carnivora, Felidae. The record is from RefSeq and is a predicted model, not a curated record. Bases 335 to 580 code for a protein of 81 amino acids. The transcript is spliced from 2 exons.